ACAAUACGAUAGAAACAUCCAAUCAAUAUUUUGCCUGCUAUACUUCAACACGUACAGUUUGUAAAAAAAAGUUUAUAUUGUUAUAUAUUCUGUUUUCUCAAAUAUGGAUUCGGACAAAUCAAAGCUACCAGAUGAUGUGCCACCCCAACCACAGACGAAUCCGCCUCCGUACGCAGGUGCCAACGAUCCAGUUCAAGUGCAGCCUGUAGCAGCAGUAGCUGCGGUGGCGUAUGUCACCCCAGUAAAUACAGUUAUGGUACAAGCGGUCCCACCGAUGGGAUCCAAGCCUUCACACAUAACCUGCAGAAGCUGCCACACCCAAAUCACAACGAGAAUAGAGAACAAGUACACGACCAGAACUCAUUUGUUCGCGCUCGGUAUGUGCGCGGUCGGUUUGUGGUGCUGUUGUUGUAUACCGUACUGCAUGGAUUCCUGUCAAAGCAUCGAUCACUAUUGUCCCAACUGCGAUGCAUACAUUGGGACCAGCCGUUAGAUCACCUGAAGCCUCACGCAUGUUCAUCUUUAGGACUAUAAUAUAAUUUGACUAUUAUACAUAUUAUAAUUUGAAGCCGUUCCCUUUGCUUGCCCUAUAUUAAAUACUAUCAAUUCCGGCGCAUUUAUUAACUUUAUAAUUAUUGAAGUUAUACUUCUUUAGGCGCGUUAUGAAAAAAUGAUGAGAGUGAAAUUUUAAGAUGCGCGCGCAUCACUGUAACACAAAAAAAUACUUUUACUUUUGUGUUUACCGCACAUUAAGAAAAUCUACCAACAAAAUAGAAACAGAAUCUCUAUUUUGUGGGUGCUAACGACUGCUUUGUGAAGGCCUAUCAAAAGUAUUUAUUAAUCUGGAACAACGGAACCAAAGCGCGAUUCAGGAGACUACAGCGCCAUCUCUUGACCAUUGGUGUAGUAGAACCAAAAACCACAUCUUUAUUUUUUGUAAUAAAGUAACAGUUAUAGGUAUUCAUAUUUAUAAUAUUUAUCCACAUGUUUCUAGUUUGUAUAUUCGGAAUACGUGUUUGAGUUUCAUACAA
Messenger RNA from Chilo suppressalis (striped riceborer), 1031 nucleotides. Lineage: Eukaryota; Metazoa; Arthropoda; Insecta; Lepidoptera; Crambidae. The record is from the annotation of a GenBank genome assembly.